UGUCUUUCUCUGACUGACAUAUUUUGCUGAGCAUAAUACCAUCUGGAUCCAUCCAUGUGAAGGUCAUGAACCUCAGCUGCUCCCUGUGGCAGGACAACAGCCUGUCUGUCAAGCACUUUGUAUUUGCCAAGUUCUCGGAGGUCACUGAACAGUGUUUCCUUUUAUUCACCCUCGUCCUACUUAUGUUUUUAGCAUCCCUCAUGGGUAAUGCCCUCAUAGCCCUUGCCAUCUGGACCAACCCCGUCCUCCAUAUGCCCAUGUACUUCUUCCUGACCAACCUGUCUCUCUUAGAGAUUGGCUACACGUGCUCGGUCAUACCCAGGAUGCUGCAGAGCCUCGUGAGUGAGGCCCGGGGCAUCUCCCGGGAGGGGUGUGCUACGCAGAUGUUUUUCUUCACAUUUUUUGGUAUCAGCGAGUGCUGUCUUUUGGCAGCCAUGGCUUUUGACCGCUACAUGGCCAUAUGCUCCCCACUCCACUAUGCAAUGCGAAUGAGCCGGGGGGUGUGCGCCCAGCUGGCAGUCGCUUCCUGGGGAGUGGGUUGCAUGGUAGGCUUGGGCCAGACCAACUACAUUUUCUCCUUGAACUUCUGCGGCCCCUGUGAAAUAGACCAUUUCUUCUGUGACCUACCCCCUAUCCUGGCUCUUGCCUGUGGUGAUACAUCCCAUAACGAGGCCGCCGUCUUUGUUGCGGCCAUUCUUUGCAUUUCCAGUCCAUUUCUACUAAUCAUUGCUUCCUAUGGCAGAAUCCUGGCUGCCGUGCUGAUCAUGCCCUCCCCUGAAGGCCGCCAUAAAGCUCUUUCCACCUGUUCUUCCCACCUGCUUGUUGUGACGCUCUUCUAUGGCUCCGGGUCUGUCACCUACUUGAGACCCAAGGCCAGCCAUUCACCAGGAACAGAUAAACUCCUAGCUCUGUUCUACACCGUGGUGACGUCCAUGCUCAAUCCCAUCAUCUACAGUUUACGGAACAAGGAGGUCAAGGCAGCUCUCCAGAGAACCCUGGGUAAGAGAAAGGUUCUGACUCUGACUGGAUAG
Messenger RNA from Enhydra lutris kenyoni (northern sea otter), 1031 nucleotides. Its product is annotated as olfactory receptor 10C1-like. Lineage: Eukaryota; Metazoa; Chordata; Mammalia; Carnivora; Mustelidae. Gene Ontology annotation, cellular component: membrane. Bases 66 to 1031 code for a protein of 321 amino acids. Gene Ontology annotation, molecular function: G protein-coupled receptor activity; olfactory receptor activity. Gene Ontology annotation, biological process: G protein-coupled receptor signaling pathway. The record is from RefSeq and is a predicted model, not a curated record. The transcript has 2 exons.